Ostertagia ostertagi is the source of this 1734-nucleotide messenger RNA. The record is from the annotation of a GenBank genome assembly. Lineage: Eukaryota; Metazoa; Nematoda; Chromadorea; Rhabditida; Trichostrongylidae.
AUGACAGUGGUAGCCAGUUAUGGCAUGGUGCUCUGCGGAAAUUCCUCGGACGACUUGAAUCAGCGUUAUCGAGGACGAAUCGAAAAAGUCAAGUUUGGUGUUCCAAUUAAUGAAGCAUUCGCCCAUGACAUUCCAGCAACGUUAUUGGUGCUACUGCUAAAAGUAAACAAGGAAGGUCCACAGAAAAAGGACAUCUGGCGCGCGCCUGGAAAUCAAGCCCAGAAGUUUUUGUCCAAGCUACCUGGUGGUAUCUUUGGGGUUGAAAAUGAGCAAAUCCUUUUCAAUAGCGCCUUGCAGAACACUGAUUUGGAUAAGCAGCGGCAGGUGUUUUACAGGAUUUUCUGUUCUCUCCCUGUGCCUUCGCAACAUCUUCUUGUGCUUUUGUUUGGCACAUUUCGAACGGUUGCUGAUUCCUCUGAAACCUUCGGGACGAAGAUGAAUCCUGAUGCGAUUGCUAUAUCUGUGGCACCUUCUCUUUUCCACUCGUGUAUCCAUGAUGGAAGACAGGUGAAAUUUGAAGAUGUGCAAAGGUUCAAAUUGGCAUCGGAAGUUGUCAAGACCAUUAUUAAUUCCUUUGGCCAUACAAACCUUUUCCCGCGAGAGUGUUACGAAUUCUAUGCUCGGAUCACAGGUAGAACAUUGCGUGUCGACGAAAAUUGGCUCUUCACAUUCCAGUACCCUUCAAGGACUAGGCAUGGCGGUGGAGCUGAACCAGUGGUCCUUCCUGAUAGUCCGUAUGACGAACCAACAACCUUGGCUGCAUCUAUAAGCCAUCGUCUAAGUAGCAGUGUUGGAGAGGUACUCCAUCAGACAGGUGCUGCAGAUCUAGAAUCAUGCGAGUCUGACUUCUUGCGACCUUUGACAUCGUGUGGAGGCGAUUCGUCGCGUUCCUUCACAUAUUUGGAAUGGGUUCACGAAAAUCAGGCACGACGAAUGCGGAGUCGUAGCGAAUGGUUUUUAUCACCAACUAUACCGUCAAAGUCGAGCUCACAUCCUGGAGACUGCGAUUUAUUCACCCUGAAAGCGUUACCUGGUUCCUUUUCGUUUACAGCAGAGGAUGACAAGAAGCUUGAUAUCGGAAUGAGCAACUCAUUGUUCUUGCAGGUACUCCAUCAGACAGGUGCUGCAGAUCUAGAAUCAUGCGAGUCUGACUUCUUGCGACCUUUGACAUCGUGUGGAGGCGAUUCGUCGCGUUCCUUCACAUAUUUGGAAUGGGUUCACGAAAAUCAGGCACGACGAAUGCGGAGUCGUAGCGAAUGGUUUUUAUCACCAACUAUACCGUCAAAGUCGAGCUCACAUCCUGGAGACUGCGAUUUAUUCACCCUGAAAGCGUUACCUGGUUCCUUUUCGUUUACAGCAGAGGAUGACAAGAAGCUUGGUGAUACAUCAGACACCAUCCCGCUCCUUUCGAAAAAGUCAUACAAAAUCCUAUCUCAUGUGGAACGACUCAACUUGCAGGCCAAGAAAUCGCGGCAGCCUUUUGCUGAGAGAACAUGCAGUACGUCAAGUCCGAAGAACAACUGUUCUUGCGCCAUGUCUGCGUCAGGAUUACCAUCUUCGUGUGGGCAUUCUCUCGAUUCUCAAGAACCUCCGGUUCUUCCCAGUCAACGGGUCAGUGGCAAAACAAUGUACUCACGUUCGUUGGCUCAUAGCAUUGGCGGAGAAACCUGGCUGAUGGAGGUUAUAUCUGAUGAGAUAUGGAAGAAGAAGAGAAGUGUUAAGAAAAAACAUUAA